Molecule: messenger RNA, 313 nt
Organism: Pezoporus flaviventris
Lineage: Eukaryota; Metazoa; Chordata; Aves; Psittaciformes; Psittacidae
Product: sodium/potassium-transporting ATPase subunit beta-2-like
Exons: 2
Biological process (GO): sodium ion export across plasma membrane; potassium ion import across plasma membrane; intracellular potassium ion homeostasis
Cellular component (GO): sodium:potassium-exchanging ATPase complex
Molecular function (GO): ATPase activator activity
Source: RefSeq, a predicted model, not a curated record
CGCCCCUAUCGCGAUAUGGCUCGCGAGAAGGAGAAGCGGAGCUGCGGGCAGGUAUGGGCUCAAUGGAAGGCGUUCAUCUGGGACCCCCGUACCCGGCAGCUCCUCGGCAGGACUGGGAGCAGUUGGGGCCUGAUCCUGCUCUUCUACCUGGUGUUCUAUGGGUUCCUGGCCGGGCUCUUCGCCCUCACCAUGUGGGUGAUGCUCCAGAGCGUGGAUCCCCACGUGCCCAAGUACCAGGACCGGCUCCUCACCCCCGGUGAGCACAAGGAGGGGCUUGGAAUGGGGUUGGGGUCCCUUGUCAGUGGGUGCUUGG